AACUCGUGCGACUCAGUGCCGACAGAGGCGGUGGAGCCGGUGGUGCGGCUGCAAGAUGAACGAGGCAGACGGGCUGCGGCAGCGCCGGCCCCUGCGGCCGCAGGUCGUCACGGACGAUGGCCAGGCCCCGGAGGCCAAGGAGGGCAGCUCCUUCAGUGGCAGAGUUUUCCGAACGACCUUCCUGAUGCUGGCUCUUUCCCUUGCCAUUCCCCUGCUUGGAGCCGUGAUGCUCUUGGAGUCCCCUAUAGAUCCUCAGAGUCUCAGCUUCAAAGAACCCCCUCUUAUGUUUGGUGUUCUGCAACCAAAUACAAAGUUGCGACAAGCAGAAAGGCUGUUUGAAAACCAACUCAGUGGGCCAGAGUCCUUGGUAAAUAUCGGGGAUGCGAUGUUUACUGGCACAGCAGAUGGCAGAGUUGUAAAACUUGAAAACGGGGAAAUAGAGACCAUCGCCCGGUUUGGUUCAGGCCCUUGCAAAACCCGAGAUGAUGAACCUACCUGUGGGAGACCGCUGGGCAUCCGGGCAGGGCCCAAUGGGACUCUUUUUGUGGUUGAUGCAUACAAGGGAUUAUUCGAAGUAAAUCCUCAGAAACGUGCAGUGAAACUGCUGCUGUCCUCGGAGACUCCCAUUGAGGGCAAGAAAAUGUCCUUUGUGAAUGAUCUCACUGUCACUCGGGAUGGGAGGAAGAUUUAUUUCACGGAUUCCAGCAGCAAGUGGCAGAGACGGGACUACCUGCUCCUGGUGAUGGAGGGCACUGAUGACGGGCGCCUGCUGGAGUACGACACUGUGACAAAAGAAGUGAAGGUUUUGUUGGACCAGUUGAGGUUCCCCAAUGGAGUUCAGCUCUCUCCUGAGGAAGACUUCGUUCUGGUGGCAGAGACAACCAUGGCCAGGAUACGAAGAGUCUAUGUGUCUGGCCUGAUGAAAGGAGGGGCAGAUAUGUUUGUGGAGAACAUGCCUGGAUUUCCUGACAAUAUCCGGCCCAGCAGCUCCGGCGGGUACUGGGUUGCUGCUGCGACAAUUCGUGCUAACCCCGGCUUUUCCAUGUUGGAUUUCUUAUCUGAGAAGCCUUUUAUUAAGAGAAUGAUUUUUAAGCUGUUCAGUCAGGAGACGGUGAUGAAGUUUGUGCCACGGUAUAGCCUGGUCCUAGAACUCAGUGACAGUGGUGCCUUCCGGAGAAGCCUGCAUGAUCCUGAUGGACUGGUAGUAACCUAUGUGAGUGAGGCACAUGAACAUGAUGGACAUCUGUACCUGGGUUCCUUCAGAUCGCCUUUCAUCUGCAGACUCAGCCUCCAGUCUAUUUAGUCAGCCCAGCAGCUGCUCCCACUGUGCAUGCCAGGAAUCAUCACACUCAGCUACCAUAGGUCUGGAAGGAGCCAUGGACAUAGCUUUGUCCUUCUGUUCCUGUUAGUCCUUGGAAGUGUGGGAGUAGCUGCUGCAACCUGGAGAAGGUGUGGUCUCUAAGAGGUGCCUCUCACCUGGACUUGAUGUCACUUUUAGAGGGAAACAGUGUAUCUACUGUGGGAAAGACAAUUCACAGAAAGCCAAUCAAUAUCUUUUUAACAAAAUUUCAUGCUAAGUACACGAAAUCUUUAGGACUUGGAGAAUUUCCUACACUUGUCCCAGGGCUCAGGGUUUGAUUAGAGUAUGGGAUUAGCUAUGCAGGGACCUUUCUGUUGCAGUCGGCUCUUUCUGCCACAUUCAGUGUCUUCAUUCUAAAGUGGGGUCAUGCUUGUCGGGGAUGGCGUGGAAGUGCCAGUGCAGGUGUGUCGAGGUUGCUGGCUGGGAUCAUGCAAGCUGAAACUUUGUUCUCAGGGUCAUGUGAGAUGUGUGGGAAUACCUGGACUCUUCCUCCAUAGUAAAGGGUGUCCUCCCAACCUCUACAUGAUGUGGCUCAGCCUCUUUUCAUGCCAGAGGGUUUUCAAGACUUGUGUUUCAGUGGCCAAGAGCAUUUCAUUGGGCUUCUUGCUGUGACUACCUCCUCCACUAGAAUUGAGUGACCCAACGAGUCUGUACCUGCACAGUGUGCUUUAGAAAUGCCCUUUUUAUGGCUUGGUUCAUUACCUUUCUACCUACAGAUGUGAGUAGCGACCUGUUGAUGUUUGUGCUAAUGUAAUAAGCUCAGAGUUGCUUAUUUCUUGGCAAGUCUGUUUAUACACUGGUCUUAAUUUUGAUGAUAAUAAAUAAUAUAAAACCCA
This is a messenger RNA of Peromyscus eremicus (cactus mouse), 2196 nucleotides long. It is a transcript of the gene Apmap, whose product is annotated as adipocyte plasma membrane associated protein. The transcript has 9 exons. Gene Ontology annotation, molecular function: strictosidine synthase activity. The record is from RefSeq and is a predicted model, not a curated record. Bases 56 to 1303 code for a protein of 415 amino acids. Lineage: Eukaryota; Metazoa; Chordata; Mammalia; Rodentia; Cricetidae. Gene Ontology annotation, biological process: biosynthetic process.